Messenger RNA from Bipolaris zeicola 26-R-13, 1356 nucleotides. RefSeq lists its product as uncharacterized. Gene Ontology annotation, molecular function: RNA polymerase II cis-regulatory region sequence-specific DNA binding; DNA-binding transcription factor activity, RNA polymerase II-specific. Gene Ontology annotation, biological process: regulation of transcription by RNA polymerase II. The coding region runs from base 1 to 1356 and encodes 451 amino acids. Lineage: Eukaryota; Fungi; Ascomycota; Dothideomycetes; Pleosporales; Pleosporaceae. The transcript is spliced from 2 exons. The record is from RefSeq and is a predicted model, not a curated record.
AUGAACUUUGACGAGCAACAACGCAUGCCCCGUCCGGUGCCAGCAGGCUUUGGCUUCAGUCCCGCUACUCAAAAUGGUGACGCCUACCACGCAGCCAAUGGCUUCUCAUCUGCCCCAGGCCAUGGCUACCACUUCCCCCAGCACGGCAUGUCUUACGAAAGCAACUACAAGCUCACCUGCCCUGCCCAGUACUCCGUCUCGACUUGCCCCCGCUCGUACAACGCCUUCAACUCGAGCGGCCUGCCCCACGACCUCUCCGUCGCGGACUCAUUCCCACCAAACGCCUAUCACAUCGAGCCGCCAAAGCAUCAUGAUGCCAUGGAUCCAUCAGAUCACGAGAUCAAGAGCCAGCUGAUGCAGCUCAGCAAUGACUAUGAUCAUCCCCAAUACGCCUGUCCCAUCAAAGUCGAAGACUACAAUCACUACCAGAGUCCUUAUUCUGACCCGGCACAAAUCUCUGCCCCUCAUGACGAAACUCUCAGACACAUCCGGGACCCUGACGCUGAAGAUGCUGGAAUAUUCGACAGGGAGCAGCCGUACGCGCAGUUGAUCUACCGGGCGCUUUUGAAUGCGCCAAAUCAUACCAUGAUACUGCGUGACAUCUACGAUUGGUUCAGAAAAAACACAGACAGGGCCAGCAGCUCGGAAACCAAAGGAUGGCAGAACAGUAUCAGGCAUAACCUAUCAAUGAAUGGCGCAUUCGAAAAAGUUGACCAGCCCGGCGACGAGGCGCGGAGAGGCUUCAUGUGGCGCCUUACGGAGCAAGCGAUUCGCGAAGGCGUCAAGUCGACAACACGAUAUCGUAGCAAGCAACCCAACAAGCGCGGCAAUCGCACUCAUCAACCCCAGCCCCAACGUCAGGCUUCUGGCGCAAAGGGUGGUCAAGCAGCCCGUCGUGCCGCGCGGUUGAAGCGAUCUGCCCAUAUGCACGAAGCCUACCUCAGCACUCAACCCAUGUCGCGAUCGGUCCCCACAGCCUUUGGCCCCUCGUACCAUCGCUACGGUUUCCCGUCCUCGGUUCCGCCUUCCCCAUACACCGGAAGCGAGACUGAUUUUGGCUACACAUCCCAGAACAGCGAUUUCCCAGACAGUCCUAUACCUGAUGGCUGCAACAUGGAUCUCUUCUCCUCUGCCUCAUCUUACAUCGGUAGCCCAAUGUCACAGGGAAUGCCCAUUACCGACACGGCGUAUUUGCUUCAUCAGAGCUCGUCAGAUAGCAUUUUCACCAACAGCUCAAGUCCGACUGCCGAUGAGCCGCGGACGCCGUUGGACCAGGGGGUAUGGCAGGAGGACAUUGUUACCGGUCCAUCGUGCAUGUUCGAUGAUCAGCUUGUUUACAGAGAAAAUGUUGGUUGA